AUGCCGUGUAUCUUCUUCGUAGGCAGACAAGAGUAUUCUUCGCGAACUCUCGGAGCAACCUGGGGUAUUAUUAGUGCGGUAAUAUUACCGAUAGUUAUUUUGCUCAUCUGCGUGGGCUGGCGUAUCUUCAAGAGAAAAAAGGAAGAAGAAAAAGAGGAAAAUGACUACUUAAACGUAAAAACUAGAUCGAUCGAUCCAGAUGAAUCAUUUAAGGUGAACUCGGAUGAUGAUAGUAUUCCUUACAAGAAGGACGACACCAUAGAAGACAGUCCAGAACCGACAGAACCGGUCAAGUUGGUAGAAACCGAAAAUCUACAACCAAGUUAUUCUUAUCAACCUUACCAAGAGCAACCGAAACAGGAUCAGGGCCGCCAAUGGACGGGUGAAACUGAAAUUAACUAA
Messenger RNA from Parnassius apollo (apollo), 402 nucleotides. Lineage: Eukaryota; Metazoa; Arthropoda; Insecta; Lepidoptera; Papilionidae. The record is from the annotation of a GenBank genome assembly.